AGGAGGUGGAGGAGGAGGAGGAGGGGUAGUGGUGGAGGACGCUACCAGGAGCGCCGCGGGGCGAGGAAGGGCCCCAGCCGAACUCAGCACCGCCGACGAUCGAGCAGCACCGAUAAAUAUGUCGUCCCCCAGCGCCGGCAAGCGACGCAUGGACACGGACGUUAUCAAACUAAUAGAAAGCAAACACGAGGUGACGAUUCUAGGAGGACUAAAUGAAUUCUCCGUCAAGUUCUACGGUCCACGAGGGACGCCCUACGAGGGUGGAAUAUGGAAGGUGAGGGUUCAUCUGCCGGAGCACUACCCUUUCAAAUCACCUUCGAUCGGUUUCAUGAACAAGGUCUACCAUCCCAACAUUGACGAAGUCUCGGGCACGGUGUGUCUAGACGUUAUAAACCAGGCUUGGACUGCCCUUUACGACUUGUCAAAUAUUUUCGAGUCUUUCCUGCCUCAGUUGUUAACAUAUCCCAACCCAAUCGAUCCUCUGAACGGCGACGCUGCCGCGAUGUAUCUUCACAAACCCGAAGAGUACAAGAAGAAGGUGGCGGAUUACGUGAGGAAGUACGCGACGGAGGAGGCGCUGAGGGACCAGGAGAACGGCGGCACCGGCAACGGGAUGUCCUCCGACAGCGAGUCAUCGAUGAGCGACUUCAGCGAGGACGAGGCGCAGGACAUGGAGUUGUAACCAAAUAUAUUACCAUCCGCGCGUACCCAUAUCCUUAAUCAUCUCGAUUCCCUGUAAGAUCCCCGAUCGCUCGUCCUACUACCAAAUAGAUGCUUACACCCGAGACUCCGAGCCUCACUUCUGGUGACGGCGACGAGAUCCCCUUUACCCACUCGUCGCUGCUCUCGUCCCCCGUCGCUCGUACAUAUACCGAGGGGUUGGCGAUCGACCAUCCCCGGCACGACGAGAGUGAAAGUGACGCAGACGAACGAGGUAAAAAACGGAGAAUCGCGCUCUUCUCAUGGAGCGCAUCUCGAGGGGCGUUUUCUAUCACGACGGCGAUGUCUCUCACGGUCGUCCAAGCUCUUGCUUGAUUUAAUUCGUUAAUUAGUCGAUGCGUUUAAUUGCCACAAUCACGACGAUGACGACGACGACGACGACGAUGAUAAUGAUGAUUAUGAUGUGCUCAUCGACGAACGACACGUUGGCACGGACGCAAUUCGCGAUCUCUGUAAAAACGUCUCGAGAAUCGAUGCUCUCAUUUUUCAAUGCAAAGGAGAGAGGAAAAAAAAAGAGUGUAAGGCCGAGGGACAAAGAGAGAGAGAGAGGACCAUCGUUGGUAUUUACGGGUUAUCCGUCGAUCGACGUAACGUCGAUUUUCUAAAUUAUAUUCUCCGGCAACUCUGGCAUCGAUCGGGCCGGUGCCUUUGUUUCGUCUAUCUACAAUUGAAUAGUGAAACACAGUAACGUAUCAUGCAACGGAUAGAGAGAGCUACCAUCUGAUAUAUUCGCCCGGUUUACGUUUUCCUCGGUUUUUGAAAUUCUCUCGCCCUUGUUCGUUCUUUCUUCCGUGCGCCCGCGGGCGCGUUCGUCGUUGUGAUAUUCGAAAAACACGUGAUCGAGAGAUCGAAGCAGCAGCGGAGAGAUGCGCCUCGGAAAAAAAAACGGACAAAUGUGGCGAUCGCAUCGUCUCCGCAACUAACGACUCCUUUGCUGCUACCUUAGACUGUGUUAGCAUCUAUUUAGAAAAUUAUUUUUUUACGUUCAAAAUCGCUAACUGUAAUCGUUAUUCAUUCUCCUCAUACUUUAAAUUUGCAAAAAGUACGCUGAAUAUUGCCUAGUUAGAAGGGAAAAGCAAACGAGCUUGUCUUCAGUAAUGUACAUGGGUUUUUUUUUCCUUUUUCUCGCAGUCGAUUGAUGAUCAUAAAACCGGUGCGCAUGUCACGCGUCAGUUUCAGGUUUCUUUUAUUUUAAACAACAGUGAGACACGCAAAAAUGUGAUGGAGUAUGGGUACUAGCACCGUCUUCCUUUUUCCUGCCAUCACCAUUCCCAAACGUUUCCCCCCCUCCCCCGUAGGGCUGCGCAUCAGCGACCGAUCGCCACGUCGUCGUCGGCGGCGGAGAAAAGAUCGAAUCUGCCACGCAAACGGCUGCACGCGAACGACGCCGGGACGACGCAGCCGCUGUCCAAGACUGCUCGAUUGCGGAACCAUCCCGGGGAAUUGAGUGCAAACGAGACUCUGAAUAUGUUUCAAGCGACUACGGCGUCCUGUCUCGAACGAUGCGCACCGGAUGGGCAAAACGCGGAAGAGACACGAGCGAGCGAAGCUACAGGACUAGCAUCACCGUGUGUCCAUCCUUUCGAAGUGAAUGUAGAUUUAGUUGAUCCCGGUGGGUACGGAUCGGACGCGAUUUAAUAUUCGCUCGCGGAAAAUUUUAAGUCAAUUUGUACUAUUUUAAUCUCAUUGUUAUUCGACUCAUUAUAGAUUUCAUUAUAUAGAUUAUUGUUAUUAAGAGGAGGACGCUUAUUAAAUUGAAUUGGUUUGUUACAAUGUUUGAGAGAUGCUUUGCUUUUCUAUAAGUAAAAAAAACUGGAAAUAUCCUUGCGUUACAGAAAGAAUAGCUAUCCCUCAUUUAAUUCAUUGUUACUUUCAUCCGCUAAUGCAGUUUUUAAGUUUAUUUCGAAUAUUAGAAACUAAAGAAAAUGAAAUCAAAGGACUCAGGGAAUUUCCGUUUUUGAGAAACAAAAAAAAAGUUGUGGUUGUGUCAUCGCUGAAAUGUGCAAGACAAUGAAUUCUAAUACGCACGACAGAUAAAAAAAAAACGCGAGAAAAAGGGAUUAAGUUUAUUUUUAUGAUUGACGAUAUAUAUCAGCAAAUUUAAAUUUUUCAAGAAAGAACCAAGUAGGGUAAAUAAUUGUUUUGCAAAGUGUAGGAAAACUGUAAAUUUAUAAAAUAUAAAAUUGUACAAAUAUUUGGUGCACAAUAAUCUUCGAUCAAUAGUAUCUCGUUUCAAAUUGAUCUCCCUCCUUUGCAUGGUUUACAUGUAUGCAAUGCGAUUUAUAGCUGUACGUAAGUAUAAACGUUAUAUUUCAGUGCCUUUGCGGGCAGAAAAGUGUGCCUUAUUAUAUGGGUCUCCUGUAAAGUUUCAUUGGAAUAUAUGAGUAAAUACGACGAGCAUUUAGCGUUAACGGAACAAAAUUAAUUAUGCUUACAUCAUUGCAAAUUAAAUAUUUUUAGAAACUAGAAAUUAAUUUCGAAUGCUAUUGUUAGCUUCAAUAAUUCCUUGGUAAUUGAAAAAUGUGUAAGGACCAUCAAUGGAAAAUGAGGAAAUGUAAGGAAGAAUGGGAAACAUAUUUAGUGCACAAUAAUAUAAAUUGAUUGUCCAUUUUCAGAAUUUUGAACAGAUGUAACGCUUUACUGAAUUGAUAUAAUGAAUCAUAAUGUCAUCGUAACUACGUUGCGUGAGCGUAUCGGUCAUAAAUGCAGUAAUCAAAUUCAAAAUGUACACAAUAAAAGUUACAACUUUUUUUAACCAAUAUAUUUACUAUACAUUUAUACAAUUUUAUUGCGCACACGUUUCCCGCAGUUUUGCAACUUUUAUUUACUUCAUCCACCGAUAAAGUUUAUCCAGGUUUUUAAUGUAUUAUGCAACAGUUGCGCUCACUUUUUUUUAAGGGCUAUGUUUUAUGCAAUGAGAAACGAUAUAUAAUUUAUAUUUAGAGAUAUUCACGCUUUACGUUUACGUUAUUACGUUAUUAUUUAAGACGAACUUUCGUGGAUACGGCCUGUUUCCCAGCGAAUCUAUUCCGUUGGCGACGUGUACCGCAAUGUAUUUACCAUUUCGAAAAUCGUUGUUUUAAGAUUAAGUGAAAUCAAUACGGUUUUCAUGUAAUUUAUCACAAGCAAUACUGUUUUUUUUGUUUUUUUUUUGUUUUACUCCGUGCAAUCUUGUAAAGCAGCACGUUUCAAAAUUCAUCACUUGCUCUUCGUCAUAUUUUUUAUAAUAUUCUCGUCUUAUUGGCUUCGCUAUUGUUAUAUCUCUGUGCUUUUCGAGACUCGGUGUGCAAUCAACAAAGUCAUGAUACGUCACUUGGAUGUAUGGCAAGACAAAUGUACAGUCUAUUCAGCAUAAAUACUUAGAAUUAUCUCAACCGUACUUAGAAAAGGAAAAAGAAAAUUCCGCUACUCUUUUAUUCGCAUUGUAUCUCUCACGCAAAAACUUGCAUCUUUUCUACUUUAUUUUUGUAAGUUAGCACAGUACGUAGCUUUAACGCGUCUAAUGUCUCGUCGGCACUGUACUUUUAGACUUCGUUCAUUCAUAAAAAAAAAGAAUCAUCAUAGAAUGUGCGUUUCCCGUAAAAUCGUGUCGAUUGAGUUUGAAGUCGUGCUCUCAGAUCUCACAUCGUUGCUAAUUAUAUAUGUAACAUAUAGAAUUAUUGACUAGUUAUACGCAUAAAUAUAUAUAUAUAUAUAUAUAUAAAUAUAUAAAUAUAUAUUGUCGAUCAUAUUCGCAUAACUUUAUAUUAGCUAUUAUGUAUAUGGUUUUACUAACGAAUUGUUUAAUUGAGCGAAAAAAGAAUAGUUUUAAUAAUCAUUUUUUAUAUUUUUUUUUGCAAGUGUUAUUGUUCCUCCUGUAAACUGAUAGCUUAACGCGUGUCCAUUUCAUUGGAAUUGUUCAGGGGUAUUUACUACUGAAAAAUAUCAGGAAAAUCUAGCAUUCUUAAGGAAUUAAUCUUUUAUCCUUAAAAAUCAUGGAUUUUUAUGGAAUUUUAUAAGUAAAAAAACUUUUAAAAUAUAUAUUUUUAUUUUUAAAUUUAAAUUCUCUUUUUAAGAAUUGUUUCUUUAAUCACUUUUUCUUGACAAUGCAAAACGUCAACAGUUGAUUAGUAAUAAAUUAUGGCAUAUAUAUAUAUAUAUAUAUAUAUAUAUAUAUAUAUAUAUGCAUUCUCGUGUAACUUGCUAGUUUUUAUAAAAAAAUUAAUGACAAUAGAGGACAAUACAUUAUAUAAAUUGUGUGUUUAAUCACCUUUCAAAUUCUGUAUUUCCGAUGAUUUUAGAUCCGUGUACUAUUGACAGAUCGCUAUAUACAUAUAUUCACCAUAUUUUAUAUUAAUUUAUAUUAUUUCUUUUUAGUGCUUUUUCAAAUUUAAUUUUUAAAACUUUAUAUCCUUUCUGGUCUUGUAAUUAAAGAACAUUAAAAAAUAUAAAAUUAUUUUUUUUCAAAACUACAUUAAAAAAUUCUGUAAUUUUAGCUAGAAUUUUGAAUAAAGUUCCUGAAAAAUCCGAGAAUUCUUGAGGCAUUCUGUUACAAAAUUGGAGUAAAUACCCUGUCGUAUUUUCAGUAUUUCCCUAUUUAUGUGCGUAAGCGCGCGCGCAUGCUCAUUAUUACAAGAUGAAAAAUUUUCCGCAGCAUAAGUAAAUUGAUAUUGGAUGAUAUCGGGUUAAUGUCUAGAUUAAUAUUAACUAAUAUUUCGUUUUAUAAUGCGAAGAUCCAUUGCCUCUAUUGUGUUCAGACCUUUUUGUAACAUUGAAUAACGUCUAAAGGCAUAUUUUUAUACAUGUAUUGCAAUGAUAUAAUAUAGCGAUAGUUGCAUGUUCUUUAUCCUAUGUCGGAUUUCAUGUCGCCAUUUAAUUUUUCCCCCUCUGUGAUCAUAAAUAAUCAAUUAUUUUUAUAAUCGCGAGCGAGCUGUCUCACAGAACGAUUAGAGUCUCGCGCAUAAGAUGCGUUGCUUAUGUCGUUCCUUUAAUUCCGUAAGAUACCGUCGAAUGUUUUCCGAGUAAUUGUACAUUUAAAGGAUGCAAAGGAGUCGUUACGUAACACAAGAGAGAAACAUAUAAUUUACAUAAGUGAUAAUAAAUUAUAUAAUUAUAAGCCUCAGAGAAUUGAAACGAGAGAAUUUGAAACUACGAUUAUUGUGAUCGAUUGGUUCUUUGCAUAGUUUGUGUUCUUAGUAUGUUCCACCGUAUAAAUUUUAUUCGCGAGAAUGUAAGUAUUUAUUACGGAUGACAAUUACGAUGUAGAGAGAAGUAGCCGGCGGCGGGCGAUACCACGUGUUUGCCAAAGUUAUGUCAACAAUAUCGAAGGGCGAGGGAUUCGUUUUGCCCGAGUUCAUUUUCAUCAAACGAUAUAUAUUUACACACGUAUCAUCCCCCCUCCCUCCCGCUCCCCCACGCAGACAAACAAUGUAAAAAACUAGUUCUAAACGAAGCUAUUAAUUUCGCGCCGCGAUAUACAGCGUAUAUGAUCUACGAUUUUUUUUGUGAGAAUCAUGUUGCAAUUUCAACGUACAAAAAAAAAAGAAAAGAAAAGAAAGAGAAAAAGCAGAUACUCGGAUGUAGGAGCCAGGAUAGUCAGGUAGCAAUUUCAUUGUACGGAAACUUAAUUCUGUCGCGUUAUUGUGUAGCGUUCUUGGAACGUCGAAAUAGGGAGAUAGAAGUCGGUAGAGCGAUCGUUAUCAAAGAGGUUCUUUAAACGCGCUUAAAUGGCAGGCACUCUCGUUCAAAAUUUCAGCGCGUGACGCGAAUAAAGAAGAUAAUGAACGGCCUGCUAUUCCUGUUCCGCCGGCGGAGCACGUAUCCUGAUUUGACAUCUUGUUUUUCUCGCGCGAGAUAAAAAGCUGAAUUAGAUAAUCGAAAGAGAGAGAGAGAGAGGGAAACGUACUCUCCAUCUUCAGAUAUUUUCAUCGGGACAGGGAGACAGCAAUAUUUUUGCUACUCGUUCGUAAUUAUAUAUCAUCGAUGUUAGCGAGCGUGCCGGACGACGGCACGAGCGUCAGACGCGUUUGCAAUAAUGGUUGAUCACAAAGUUGUAAUAAGGAGGAAUACAAUCGUUAUAUCGAACCCGAUCGUACGAUCGUAACUAGUCGCCCGACAACGACGUUGCGCUCUUGCGGAAUAUAACGCAGAAAAAAAAAUUGGUAGUUCAUAUCAGCAAUCAUUGUUAUAUAUGUAUAAGUAAGAAUUAUUAUAUUUUCUUUAACUCUAGAUUGUGCUCGUCACAUUUUACUGACAUUGUUACUCCGGAAAAUUCAAUUGUGUAAUUAAGAAAUUUUUUAGAUUUUUUCUACUUGAAAGAUUGUAAGAGAGAUAUUAGGAUAAAUGAAUUAAAACUAUUUUAAUGUAAGAUCUUAUUAAAUCUCAUGCAGUACGGAAUAGCAAAAACAUUGCAAGAUAUUGCUAUAAUGUGUCAGCAAUAUUGCAGCAACGAAAAAAAUGUACAACUGUAGAAAUGUUGCAGCAAUGUUAAUACAAUAAUAAAUAGCACUCUCUAUUGAGUUAAAGAGUUCGACAAUCUUAAAAUUAUCUUAAAAAAGUUUCAUCAUAAAUGUUAUAUUUUUAUUUCAAUAUACAAUAGUCAUAAGGAGCAUAAUGUGAUUCUUUCGAUAAAAAUAAUAUAAAAAAAGUUCGAAUUCUUGAUUCGAUGAUAUUGUUGUUCCCGAAAUUUCUUUCCUAUCAACUCAAGAAAAUUAUUAUUGAUCAGAGAUGAAUAUAUUUUUCUUAAUGAAAACUAUACAAAAUUUCUUCAUGUAAAAGCAAGCUAUGUCUGUUUAAAAUUAUGAAAACUUUUAAAGAAGAUUUCAUAUUCCUAUUUAGAUAUGAGACAAUGAUUGUUGAUUUGAUACUAAUUCCUUUUCCGUGUUUCGAUAUAGUUUGGCAAAUUCAUUUCACCAUCACGCGAUCAACGAUCCGUUCCUCGCUACCUUAUCCAGCCGAAAAUCGGACGACAGACCCACUCUAAUCUCCCAACUUAGUCCAGCGAUAAGAAUGAUCUAGCCGUAUGCUAUAUUUGCAAAUUUAGACAGUGAACGCCGACAUUGUCACAGGACGAUAGUAAACGAGCGCAGCAAGCGCGGCGAGCGCGAAUAAAAUGUGCGCUCACAAUUGCUGCUAUUCAUCGAUCUGCCGAUUUAAAUGCCGUUCCAACCGCAUUGUUAUUCCGCGGCGUAUUCCUGGGGUAAUUAACGAAUUAAAAGAAACUGUUAAUUUCUCGCGUGGUAUUUUGUUAACUUUUCCUUUGGACAAUAUCGGCGUCCGCGGCGCAAUUUACAGACUUUCGCGUGUGUUAUUGCUGCUUUAACAUUACCGAUGGAUUAUGCAAGAGAGAACAUACCUAAACCGUUUCCACAUAGAUAAGCGAGGCCAUUUUUUAUCGCGCGCCUGACAAAAAUAUAAAAAGUAAAAUCUCGGUGAAUUUCGCGCGUAUACUCGCGCCUAGCGAGAAUCGCUCGCUCUAUCGCGAAGAAGCGGAAAUUUGUAAACGCGAGGAAGAAAAAAAAACGAAAUACGAAAUGUAAUUAAGUGCAAUUUGUGACGCGAGAGAGGAGAACGUGUUUUCUCCAAUGAAAAAGUUUACGCUCGCUUAUACAUCUGGAAAUGAGAUAAGGAUUUAAUAUUUCAACUAUAUAUGGCGAUAGAGAGGCUGAGAGAGACGAAGGGGAGUGCAUAAUGUUGAAAGGAAGAGACGCUUUCUUGGCGGUCCGCACUGCAAUGUGCACGUUUUUAAUUAGCCAAGUAAAAACUGUAAAGAAUAAAGUUUUUAGUCUCGUAGAAACUAUGUUAUACGCAAGUAUGAGAAAAAUACUGGAAAACGAUCACAUCGACGACUAAUGCCAGAUUUCUUCUUCACACCUUCCGAUAGCUAUCUUCCAGAUAAAGAUAUUCGUCACUUAACUAAAAAUUUGUUUUUUCUCACUCUGGUUACGUAUCUAAUGGAUAGUUAUUCUUCAGACUACUAACUUUCGACGCAAAAUACACUAGAAUUUUAAUGGGAAUCAUCAUAUUUUCUGGAAGGUAUGUUAUGGAAUAAAAUUAUGUAGAGAUGGAAGAAAUGGGGCAUAAAUGAUUAUUUCCAACGACUAAUUCGAAAAUGGAAUUUAUAUCAUCAGAAAGCGAAAUUACCGUAUAAUUUAUUAAGACAUUCUAUUAACGUUUAUCUAGGUCAGAUAUUUUGUCACGAUUAUUGCGAUUAUCGCUUUGGGAAUUCAGAAAUAGUGAAUUGCUUUAGAAAAAACGUCGCGUGGUGCGUGCCGCGAAGAAAUUAGAAUACUGAAGGACCCUGGGAAGGUCCUUCAAUCAACCGCUUUUACGCAGUGAGACGGAUUCUUUCGAUAAUAGAUUUCGAUAUCGCUGAUAGACCCUUUUCAAACGUAAUACAUGUAGCGACAUGUAUAAAAUGCUAAGGAGUUGUACUAACUCUCUCGUGGACGACGAUCGUCAUUAACUCUGCAGUAACGUUACGUUUUCCCCAGUGGUUCCUAGUCACUGCCAUACUUAUUGACGACGAUAUCGUGAAGAGCGUGACCGGAGAGCUGCUAAAGGAAAUUUUUUGCCGAACAAAUAUAUAUAUUGAAAAGAAAAUAAACAGAGCAAAUACACCUCGUGAUGUGUUCGAGUUACAUUAACUGCUAAAAAGCUCUCGAGAAAAAUUGGCACAAAGACUGCUGUACUGCAGGGUUUACGGGGAAUCGACGAGAUAUCCGUUAAUUAACACUGGCAAAGUAAAGCUUUAUAAACUAAUGUAGUGGUGAUGAUAAUGACGACGAUAAAGUUCAGAACACUCGUUCGGAGGAUUUGUUCGGGAACUGUUUCUAUGUUCCAUGUACAAUCGUGAAGAUCGAAUUAUUGGUGUCUGUAGAGGUACAUAUAUUUUCUUACGGUAUAUGGUAAUUAGCUGCGCUGCUUCGGCUCGUGAAGGACCCGUUAUCCUUGAAUUGGUCAAUAAAAUGAAGAAAGGGCGAGCGGGAUUUUUAAAAUGGUUCGUGUUAAUGUUGUCGUGUUAAAAUAAUAUACAAUAAAAAUUGUUUCAUCGCGGCAAAUUUAAUUCCGCAGUACUUAAAUUUGACGUAUCACGCCGUAUUAAUCGUCAAAAGUUUUAUCAAAUAAAACUUGUAUUCGUAACUAGUUGGAAUAAUUCAAGUAGAAAUAAUCUCUAUCAAAAUUCAGAAUAUACAGAUUAAUUGAAAUUAAAAUAUUGAGAUGAAAUUGGAUUCGAAAAUAUGAGAUUAAAAGAGAUAUUUUAAAAAUCAAUUUUAUCUUCAGUAUUCCUGAUAUGAAUAUAUUUUUAAUUAGCGGCAAAUAUUAAGAAAUCAUUAUUUUUUGAAGGAAAGCUUGAUAUAAGUAGUAACAAGUGGAGAAUUUGUGUAAUUUCUAUUGCAUCUCGAUUCAUGUAGCAACUUUCAAGCAGCCUAGGUCCAACUUUACAAAGAAUAAAAAAGUGAUACAUAUGUUUUUGGACUUACGCUAUGCAAAUAUUCAGAAAAAUAAUUCUAAAAUUAAGAGAUGAAUUUAGGGGAACGGGCGCCUCACUACAGCUAGAUGUAAAGUUUCCUUAGGUACCUAUUGUUUCAAUGUAUGAAUCGUCUAUGUAAGAUGCUGGUACUGUUAGCAAAAAGAAGAAAAAAAAAUGCUAUGUCGACGACAAGAGUAUGCCGAAAGAAAAGAAUUAAAUCUCAAAUAAUCCGGCCUUUUCGAAAGAAAUAAAAACAAAUACGAAAACGGAGAUGAGACAGAAAUAAUUCGACGAUCUGGCGUGUCUUUUACUCGACAGAUUUCCCGAAUCUGACCAAUCACACAGAACGUCUGUGUUUCUAAUUAGCACGUGAUGACGAUGAUUACGAACUUGCUGAAUCCACGUUUUCAUGGUUCAUGAACACAAUAAAACAAUGACAAACAAUGAACAUUACGCUAUUACAAAUAUUUAUUAUAAAUAAGAUAUAACAAAUAUAAAUAUAAAUAUAUAAAUAUAUAUAUAUAUAUAUAUUAUAUUGAAUUAACGAUGAUUGAACAAGAUGCAAUUUUUUGGUACAAUAAAAUGAAAAGAA
Molecule: messenger RNA, 10763 nt
Organism: Solenopsis invicta (red fire ant)
Lineage: Eukaryota; Metazoa; Arthropoda; Insecta; Hymenoptera; Formicidae
Gene: UbcE2H
Product: ubiquitin-conjugating enzyme E2 H
Exons: 5
Coding region: 119-682 (187 amino acids)
Biological process (GO): protein polyubiquitination; ubiquitin-dependent protein catabolic process
Cellular component (GO): nucleus
Molecular function (GO): ubiquitin conjugating enzyme activity
Source: RefSeq, a predicted model, not a curated record